UGUAAAGCAGUUCCAUUACGAUUUAAUUUGUCCGUUACGCUGUUUUACUUCUUGUAUUUAGGCACUGAGUGCUGUGCAGCGUUCACCAGCGCGCAUAUCAUAGACGUAUCUAGCCACUGCGCGAGCUGUUGGUGUCUACUUCCUGAAUUCAGAGCAACAGAUGAGAGAGGCAGUUCGGCAGGACUCCACCAAGGUUUUUGUUUUCUGAUAAAAACACGAUAAACCUCGGCUUGUAAGUCCAGCGUCGUCGGCUCGCUUCGAGGAGUGUCGGCUCUCUGCCACGAUGGUGGAGACUCUAGCUGGGUGUAUGUUUGAGGACAUCCAGUAUGCAGAUAUCCAAGUAGAAGCGGCUGUUGGCAGAGGGACUUUUGGGGUUGUGUUCAAAGCUGUGUGGAAAGGAAAGGAUGUAGCAAUCAAGACCAUUGAGAGUGACAAUGAACGGAAUGCUUUCCUUGUUGAGCUCCGCCAGCUCUCCCGAGUGAAUCAUCCCAACAUUGUUAAACUCUAUGGCUUCUGUGACAAUCCAGUCUGUCUGGUCAUGGAGUAUGCAGAAUGUGGAUCUUUAUAUAACCUUCUGCAUGGUGCAGAGCCACAGCCCUACUAUACAGCAUCCCAUGCAAUGAGCUGGUGUCUGCAGUGUGCCCAGGGAGUUGCCUAUCUACAUGCUAUGAAGCCAAAGGCUUUAAUUCAUAGGGACCUCAAACCACCAAAUCUACUGCUUGUGGCUCGUGGUACUGUGCUGAAGAUAUGCGACUUUGGAACAGCUUGUGAUAUUCAGACCUACAUGACCAAUAAUAAAGGAAGUGCAGCCUGGAUGGCACCAGAAGUAUUUGAAGGCAGUAACUACAGUGAAAAGUGUGAUGUGUUCAGCUGGGGGAUUAUCCUGUGGGAGGUCAUCACACGCAAGAAACCCUUUGACGAGAUUGGUGGUUCUGCAUUUUGCAUAAUGUGGGCUGUCCAUAGAGGUACUCGACCUCCUCUGAUCAAAGACCUUCCAGAACCCAUAGAGACUCUGAUGACACGCUGCUGGGACAAAGAACCCAGCCAGAGGCCGUCAAUGAAUGAGGUCAAAAACACUAUGAAUCAUCUAAUGAAGUACUUUCCAGGUUCAGAUGAACCACUGGAUCUUCCUCAUCAGUCGUCAGCCAGCAGAAGUGGCUCUUCGUCAGCCACAAGCACUGACUCGUAUGCUGACUGCACUAUCAACUGUAGCCGGAGUGAUGACGACACAGAACACAUAAACUCAGUUGGCAGAGAGGAAACCCUGAAAGGUGUCGAGUCCAAAUUUCCACUUCAGUUCAAGCCCUCAAAGAGUCCUGCAUUGCGUCCUGGUCUGUCCAGGAUCCCAGGUGUGGACACUCAACCAGGACCUUCCCAAAACCCAAACCACUUGAGCAGUUCUCCAAUCAACUCUAGCCAGUCAGAACUGAGGAUAUGGAGCUCCACAGCUACCAAUGGAGUAGAUGGCUAUCUGAAACUGGAUUAUCAGCUGCAGCCUCUGGCUCCUUGUCCAAACUCCAAAGAGUCCAUGGCUGUGUUUGAGCAGCAUAUCAGGAUGGCUCAGGAGUACCUCAAAGUCCAGUCAGAGAUUGCUCUUCUUGUUCGGAGAAAGAAGGAGCUAACGACCGAGCUGGAGCAGGAUGAAAUGGAGCAGCAGACCUCGUUUCGACUCAUCCAAGAGCGCAGCAAUCUGCUGGAGGACAACAGCAGCCUAUCAGCCUACUGCCAGGGCCUGAAGAGUAAACUGAGCCUGAUGAAGAGCCAGAACUAGCAGCACAGCUGGAACAAAAUGAUGGGCUGCACCAAGCAGUCCACAUCACUGUUGUUUUGACUGUAAUCGCUCCCCUUUUGAAAGAAGAGAACAAUCACUGGCAGGAAAGCCCGUUAUCUUAGAAAAUAAGACUCUGCUAACUACAUAAGGUAGAUCAAGAUAAUGUUAAAGUGAAAGUUGUUAAUUUGGAAUUAAAGCAUUUAAAGUCCAGCUGAAUUAUAAGUUGAUAUUCUUUGUUAAUGAACUACACUGUGUGCACAAUUAUUAGGCAAGUUGUAUUUUUGAGGAUUAAUUUUAUUAUUGAACAACUCCAGUGCUCUCGGUCAAUCCAAAAUGUUCAUGAACCUAAACCUGCAUGUUUAAGAAAGUAAAAGUGAGGUUUUGUCUUUCAUAAGAGAAUAUAUAUAAGCACAAUUAUUAGGCAACUAUUAGUGUGCAGAAUUAUUAUGCAACUAAAUGAAAAAACGAACAUUUCACCUGUUUAUUUUUGUCUGUUAAAGUGAGAAUAAUGAAACAACUCAGAAUUUACAGAUAUACAUUUCUGACAUGUCCAAAAAAAAAAAUCAGGGACCAAUAUAGCCACCCUUCUUUUCAAUAACUGUCACAAGCCUUCGAUUCAUGGAGUCUGUCAAUGUCUUGAUCUGUUGACGAUCAACUUUUUGUGCAGCAGCGGUGUACAGGGCCCACAGGUUCUCAUUGGGGUUAGGUCAGGUGAGGAAGGGGGCCAUGUCAUUAUUUUUUCAUCUUUAAGGCUUUUACUGGCUAGCCAUGCAGUGGAGUAUUUCGAUGCAUGCCAUGGAGCAUUGUCCUACAUAAAAAUCAUGAUCUUCUUGAAAGAUGCAGACUUUUUCCUGUACCACUGCUUGAAAAAAAGUGUCUUCUAAAAACUGGCAGUAGGUUUUUAAUAAUUUAAUAAUAACAGCCCAUUCCAGUACCCCACCUCCACCUUGCUGGCGUGGAGGUGGGGUACUGGAGCUGUGUCCGUUACUGAUCCAGCCACAGGCCCAUCCAUCUGGUCCAUCAAGAGUCACUCUCAUCUCAUCAGUCCAUAAAACCUUUUGAAAAAUCUGUCUUCAGAUAUUUCUUGGCCCAGUCUUGAUGUUUCAACUUGUGUAUUUUGUUCAUUGGUGGUCGGGUUUCGGCCUUCCUUACCUUGGCCAUGUCUGUAAGCACUGAACACCUUGUACUUCCGGACACUCUGGGUAGGUUGCAGUUCUGGAAUAUGGCAGCACUGGAGGAUAAUGGGUUCCUGGUAGCUUCAUGUUUGAUUCUUCUCAAAUCUUUGGCAGUUAAUUUGCGGGGGGGGGGUUCUCAAUACAUGUCCCUGUUUGCUAUUUGCAACAAAACGUUUGAUGGUUCUGUGGUCACGCCCCAAUAUCUUAGCAAUUUCAAGAGUGCUGCAUCCCUCUGAAAGACUUGACAAUUUUUGACUUUUCAGAGUCCUUUAAAUCUCUUUUUUGGUCCAUUUUACCUGAGGAAGAGAAGCUGCCUAAAAGUUAUGCACACCUUUAUAUAGAGUGUUGAUCUCCUUAGGCCACAGCCUCACUCAUUACGCAAAUACACAUCACCUGAUAUGCUUAAAUCCAAUAAGCACUCAAGUCUAUACAGCUUGAAGUUGAAAAUUAUGCAUAAAAAUUAUGAUAUGGCCAAACUACUCUCUUGCAUAAUAAUUGUGCAUGCAGUGUAUAGAUCUAUGAUGUCAUGUGUAACAUCCUUUGAGCCAAGCUGCUUUGAAGGAUCCCGGUAUUCCCGUGUCUUAUAAGAUGCUUUUGGACCACAGGAACUUUUUCAUAGUUGCAGUAACUGUUUUACGGAGUUUACAGAGGCCAAAUGGCCCCCAUGUUAUGGGGCAGUCUCUGUUACUGAGUGUUAUGAAUGUACAUUCAUUUUCAUAUUUACAUUUUGUCAGAGCUGAAAUGUCCCAGACUUUGAUAUGCAAAUGUGUUUUUUAGAGGUUGUUAAUAUUAACACCCUCUUUAUGAGCACAUAUGAUUAUUUUGAAACAAGAUGUUAUUUCACUUCAUAUCUUUUAGAUUAAAAAGACAUUUUAAUGAAACUUUUUUUGGAAAUGUUUUAAUUAUUUUAUUUUUUCCCCAAUGUAUUAUUUUCAUGUACAUGUUUUAAUUAGUUAUUUUGGGGGGGUAAAAACCACACAGGUAACAGGAUGGACACAGAUGAAACAUGGUGGACAGGACAUAACGGGUGACAUCAUAUCAGUAUGAAAGCUUGCUCAACCUUUACUGAACCAGCGGGAACAUAAGAUUUUGAUUCAAUUUCAUGGCUAGGGCUUAGCACACACAGAAAUCCAUCGCUUAUAUUGACUUUUUACACAUUACGGCCAUUCUGCAACUUGUGGUGAAUCAAUGUCCAGAGCUUAUGUGUAUUGCACACUCCACUUUUGCAAAUAGUCCUGCGACUGACUGUGACAGUUCACGUUACAGGAGGAAACCUUUCUGCAAACAGUUGGGGUCUGACUUCGACUGACUGCAGUCGCUCUCAGAGAGAGAUUGUUGAAGGUUAUAAAUACAGAGUGCCAACAAUUUGCUUUGUCAAUAAACACAACUUGAGGAGACUUGACAAAACUUUCUAAUGGUUUUAUUCCUAUAGAGCAAGGUUGCUGGGGGCAAAUGUAAUAGUUAAAUAUGAAUUUCUAAGUAUACAGGAAUUCAUAUUUGAUUUUUUUUUUAUCACAGUAAAAUGCUGUAUUACCAGAAACAGAUUUUGUGUAACUGACAACCAAUAAUAAAAAUUAUCAUAAACACAAAUAUAUUAUCAAUGAGGAAAAAUAUAAAAAAUGCCAGUGUAUUUUAUUUGAAUUCAUUAUGAAUAUCAUACAAAUCUUUAAAAAAUCUACAGUCUUCUUUUAUCCCGAGCAUUUCAGGCAGUCUUGCUGUGUAUCUCAAUCCACAUGUGUGUAUUUACAUGUCUACGUUUUUGUGUGCAUACAGAAUUCUUUGUGCGCGUGUUUCAAUUUGUGUGUGUGUAAAAGAUGAGAUUUGUGUGCGUAUUCUAAUUUGUCUGUGUUUAAUCAAAUUCAAGUAUUCCAGUCUGUGUGUAAUAAGAUGUAAAAUGUGUAAAUAAAUCUGUAAGUGCAAGAGAUAUCAA
Oreochromis aureus is the source of this 4876-nucleotide messenger RNA. Its product is annotated as mitogen-activated protein kinase kinase kinase 7-like. Gene Ontology annotation, biological process: JNK cascade; positive regulation of canonical NF-kappaB signal transduction; protein phosphorylation. The transcript is spliced from 14 exons. Gene Ontology annotation, molecular function: ATP binding; magnesium ion binding; MAP kinase kinase kinase activity. Lineage: Eukaryota; Metazoa; Chordata; Actinopteri; Cichliformes; Cichlidae. The record is from RefSeq and is a predicted model, not a curated record. Bases 284 to 1771 code for a protein of 495 amino acids.